UAGAGAAAUCGAUUCAGUCAGUGACAGCAUCUCAAAUGGCGUCCAAUUUAACCCCCUUAACUUCCCGCCUAACCCUUCUCCGCAAGCCCUCAAUCCGCUUUUCCACUAAAGCUGUCCAAAAUUUGCAAUUCAUACCCAAAUUGAGCAGACCCCUAACGCCUUUUCUCCAUCGGACAACUGAUUUUGUUUCGGUCCAUUAUUCGUCUUGCCGGAAGGCGCGAGCCAUUAAUGCGUCAAGCCAAGAUGAGGAAUUGGUUGUUCUUGGUAUUGAAACUAGUUGCGACGACACUGCGGCUGCAGUAGUUCGGAGCAAUGGAGAAAUCCUUAGCCAAGUCGUGUCUUCACAGGCUGAUCUGCUUGUUCGGUAUGGGGGAGUUGCUCCUAAGAUGGCAGAAGAAGCACAUUCAUUGGUGAUUGAUCAGGUAGUGCAGGAAGCUCUUGAUAAAGCAAAAUUAACUGAGGAAGACCUUUCUGCAGUUGCUGUUACAAUUGGUCCGGGUUUAAGCCUUUGCCUGCGUGUUGGUGUUAGGAAAGCUCGGAAACUUGCUGGGGCAUAUGCUCUACCCAUUAUUGGCGUUCAUCACAUGGAAGCUCAUGCCUUGGUUGCAAGGUUAUUUCAAAGCGAUUUACAGUUCCCUUUCAUGGCCUUCCUCAUCUCAGGCGGUCAUAAUCUACUUGUUCUUGCGCGUGAUCUUGGCCAUUACAUACAACUUGGGACCACGAUAGAUGAUGCUAUUGGAGAGGCAUAUGAUAAGACGGCCAAAUGGCUUGGUCUUGAUAUGAGGAAGAGUGGAGGCCCUGCUGUAGAGGAGCUGGCUCGAGAGGGUGAUGAAAAAUCUAUUAAAUUCAAGGUUCCCAUGAAACAGCACAAAGACUGCAAUUUCUCUUAUGCAGGUCUGAAGACUCAAGUCAGAUUGGCAAUUGAAUCCAAAAAUAUUGAUGCUGCAAUACAUGUUGCUGAAGCUAGUGAGGAAGACAGAAAGGCUCGGGCUGAUAUUGCAGCCUCUUUUCAGCGGGUUGCAGUGCUGCAUUUAGAAGAAAAAUGUGAACGAGCGAUUGAAUGGGCAAUGGAGAUCGAGCCUUCUGUGAAGCAUCUGGUAGUCUCAGGAGGCGUUGCAUCCAACCAAUAUGUCAGGUCUCGCCUCAAUAAGAUAAUCGAGAAGAAAGGCCUGCAACUUGUAUGCCCUCCUCCCAGUCUUUGCACUGACAAUGGUGCAAUGAUUGCGUGGGCCGGCAUCGAGCAUUUCCGCAUGGGAAGAUACGAUCCUCCGCCGCCUGCAUGUGAACCGGAGGAUGCUGUGCUUGAUCUGCGGCCAAGGUGGCCGUUGGGCGAGGAAUUAGCUCAGGGAAGAAGUGAAGCGCGGUCGAUGAAAACAGCUCGGAUUCAUCCCUCGCUCACCUCUCUGAUUCAAGCAUCUAUGCAGCAGCAGCAGCAGCAGCCUUGAGCUCAAGAAUAUUUGUAUGGGUUGGUUUAUAUUCUUGUAUAUUACCUUAAAUUAUUUUUAUAUUUUUGUAUAUUCCCUUGUAUUCUAGUACAGUUUGAUUUUUGUGUUAAGUUGCAAACGUGAAUUGCUUGAGAGUGGAGUUUUCAUGAUU
Molecule: messenger RNA, 1596 nt
Organism: Salvia splendens (bonfire salvia)
Lineage: Eukaryota; Viridiplantae; Streptophyta; Magnoliopsida; Lamiales; Lamiaceae
Product: probable tRNA N6-adenosine threonylcarbamoyltransferase, mitochondrial
Exons: 13
Coding region: 36-1445 (469 amino acids)
Biological process (GO): tRNA threonylcarbamoyladenosine modification
Cellular component (GO): mitochondrion
Source: RefSeq, a predicted model, not a curated record